AGCCGAUUCAGUGCACAACUGCUUCACACCCGUAGUCAAAGGUUCGUCGGCCAGGAGCUCUAUAAAAUAAUCAAGGAUGAAGGUGUUGGUAGCAACAAUCCUGCUGGGCUGUGUAGCCCAGGCUCUGAGCGAAGCCCGGGGAGAGGGAGGCAUCCUGGGGCUCCAGGGCGGAAACUACGGAGGCGGAGGCGGAGGCGGAGGCGGUAGCGGUGGUUCCAGCUACAGCUACCGGAGCUCUGGCAGCAGCGGCGGCAGCAGCGGUGGCGCUGGAUUCGGAGCUGGUCUUGGUGGCGCUGGAUUCGGUGCUUCCCAGGGUGGAGGGCAAAGAGUCAUCGUCAGCAGGACGUCGACAUCUGGCGGUGCUGGUGGUGCUGGUGGCUUUGGUGCUGCCGGUGGCAGCAGCGGUGGCGCUGGAUUCGGAGCUGGUCUUGGUGGCGCUGGAUUCAAAGCUGGUCUUGGUGGCGCUGGACUCGGUGGUGUAGGGCAAAGAGUCAUCGUCACCAGGACAUCGACAUCUGGCGGUGGUGCUGGUGGUGCUGGUGGCUUUGGUGCUGCCGCUGGUAGCAGCGGUGGCGCUGGAUUCGGAGCUGGUGUUGGUGGCGCUGGACUCGGUGGUGGAGGGCAAAGAGUCAUCGUCACCAGGACAUCGACAUCUGGCGGUGCUGCUGGUGGUGCUGGUGGCUUUGGUGCUGCCGGUGGCAGCAGCGGUGGCGCUGGAUUUGGAGCUGGUCUUGGUGGCGCUGGGCUCGGUGGUGGAGGGCAAAGAGUCACCGUCACUAGGACGUCGACAUCUGGCGGUGCUGCUGGUGGUGCCGGUGGUACUGGUGGAUCCGGUGGUUUCCGUGCUACUGGUGGAUCCGGUGGUCUCCGUGCUACUGGUGGAUCCGGUGGUUUCCGUGCUACUGGUGGAUUCGGUGCUCUCCGUGCUACUGGUGGAUCCGGUGGUUUCAGAAGUGGUGGCAGCAGCUUCCCUAGCGGCGGCGGUGUUGGCACCGGUGGCUUCAGGACUUCCGGUAUCAAGAGUAGUCCAUCAUUUGUCAACCUGCCAACUUUUGGUGGCGAUAACACCGUCGACCCCAACAACUUCGCCAACAUCGACGCCAGCGCCUUCGGUUUCGACAACUUCGGCAACACGUACAUCAACGUCGAGGCUUUUGACUUCAACGGAUGGAGGAACACCGCCACGGCCGCCGCUCCCCGUGAGGCAAUCAACGCCGCCCAGACCGAGCAGCUCGUCAUCGGACGUAGAUUCCGUAACGGCUACGCCCGUCAGACGGAGACCAGCGGCGCCUCCAGGGAAGGAAGCGGAAGCGGAACCUCCGGCAUCGAGCUGUCUGCCACCCGCACCGCCAGCCAGGACGCCACCCAGCAGUUCACGCAGCAGGCGAGCGGAGAGGGCAGCACCGAGCAGGGAGCCGGAUACGGAUUCGAGAGGAACAACAACGGAGCGAUCCGCUUCGUUCCCGUCGCCGUGGAUUCCCUGCCUGUCCACUCCGGACCCCGCAAUCAGCUGCCAGCCAGCGCCCGCCGUGUUUAAACAUGGAUGCCUAAACGACACUCUCGUAGCUGAUCCACGGUACUCCACAGCCCCGUGCAGCAGCUGCGGCGUGUGUUUCAACGAGCAAACAGCUCGGACUGAACCGUACAUAAACGAGGGCAACAUAUUAUUUUCGGCUUAGGGCGAAGUACCUCUUUUCUGAGAAAUUUUGGCAAUAAGGAAUCCUAAAAUUGUUAUGAGGACCUUUAAGUAAGAUUUUAACCGGGCUAAGCGAACGCCCGAGUAUAUUACGAGCAACUGACGAACUUUCAACUACCCGUGUUAAGCAAUUGUGACCAUGAGAGACCAUCAUAUUGUAAAUACUAACAAUUUUAGAAAUAAAUAUGCAUUUAAAAACA
Molecule: messenger RNA, 1896 nt
Organism: Priapulus caudatus
Lineage: Eukaryota; Metazoa; Priapulida; Priapulimorpha; Priapulimorphida; Priapulidae
Product: glycine-rich cell wall structural protein 1-like
Exons: 4
Coding region: 77-1537 (486 amino acids)
Source: RefSeq, a predicted model, not a curated record